Molecule: messenger RNA, 3881 nt
Organism: Nematostella vectensis (starlet sea anemone)
Lineage: Eukaryota; Metazoa; Cnidaria; Anthozoa; Actiniaria; Edwardsiidae
Product: neurogenic locus notch homolog protein 1
Exons: 19
Coding region: 190-3357 (1055 amino acids)
Biological process (GO): establishment or maintenance of epithelial cell apical/basal polarity; heterophilic cell-cell adhesion
Cellular component (GO): protein-containing complex; plasma membrane
Molecular function (GO): calcium ion binding
Source: RefSeq, a predicted model, not a curated record
GACAAGUGCUGACAAGUUGUUGAGUGCGGGUACUUAUUAAGAUAAUCCAAGAACUGUGAACGCACCUGUUAACCCAGCACUAGAAACACGACCCAAUCUCAUCAUUACUUAAUAAUUAACACCGGAAAACCCGCACAGCUUCACAAUGGAAUAACCGUUUUUCUACAAGAAAAUACAAAUAUUAUUAUUAUGAUUUUACGGCGAGGGAAGAUUCUAUUCGGACUUGUGUGUUUGUGUUUUACGCUUUGCGGUGUCCUCGGAGGCGUGACAAGACAAAAACAAACUCUCAAAGAAUUACACACGGAUCAUUUAAAGACUUUAACAACAAGAAGUGCCGACGAUACACAGAACUCUGCCGCCGGCAAUGCGAGCCGACGCCAAUUCGCAGUAGAAAACUUGGAGCCGUUUCCAGGGCCUGUGAGCCAUGUAAUUGAGAAGCCAGUGGUUCAACACCAUGUCCAUUACGUGCCCAAACCUUACCCGGUCAUGUCAGUUCACUAUGUCCCCAAACCAGUGCCUGUUCCAAUCCCCAUCUCUCCGAGUUAUCAUGUAUCACGCGUACCUAUUCGACAUGGGUAUCAUCUGAACCCAUGCCAAGAUGGCGGUAUCUACGUUUCCAUGGCUCAUGGCUACUUUUGCAUCUGCCCUAAAGAUUACCGCGGCAAGGAUUGCCAAGAGCGAAAUUACUGCUCGUCUAUGCCCUGUCUAAAUGGAGGUUCGUGUGUAGAAAUUCCCGGAGCCUUCAAGUGUGGAUGCCCAUUUGGCUUCCUCGGAACCGUCUGUGAAGAACGUGACGCAUGCCAUCCUAACCCGUGUAAAAAUGGCGGGACGUGCACGCGUUCUGACACCGAGUCCGGCUUCGUUUGCGUGUGCAAGGAGGGAUUCACAGGAGAACACUGUGAAGGUUUUAAUCGGUGCGACCCGAAUCCUUGCAAGAAUGGCGCCACCUGCCAACAGAUAAAGGACGAUAAGUACGAGUGUCUGUGCCCUCCCCCCUACAAGGGCACUCUUUGCGCAGACACACGCCAAUGCUUCGUCAACCCGUGCAUGAACGGUGGAACAUGCCACGAGAGCGAGACUGGGUACGAGUGCUCCUGCAGACACGGCUACACUAACGCCAACUGUGAAGUGCAUGUCUGUCAUCCUAACCCAUGUCAUCACGGUGGACGAUGCGAAGUGGAGUCUGGGCAUUUUAAGUGCGUUUGUCCCCCGUUGUACAAGGGCUAUCAGUGUGAAAUCCCCCAUCCAUGUUUCACUCGGCCCUGCCAGAACAACGGCGUCUGCAUUGACUCGUACAGCGGUUUCAGCGCGUAUCCCGAUAACUGGGACAGCCAUGGCUACCUGCACUACUUAUGUCUCUGCCAGCAAGGGUUUAUGGGGCCGAAUUGCGAAAUGGACAUCUGUAAGCGAUGUGACCCUAACGCUAAGUGUCUCAACAACACGUGUGUCUGCAUCGAGGGAUACUUCGGCGAUGGAUUCUCCUGCAAGCGUGUGCCUCAUCCGUGUCACCCGAACCCUUGCAAGAACAAUGGCGUGUGCGCUGAGCUCCAAGGUGGUGAAUAUGACUGCAAGUGCCCGGAGGGGACAACAGGAAAACAUUGCGAAAUCAAAGAUGCCUGUCUCCCUAACCCCUGCCAAAAUGGCGGGAAAUGCGUCGAAGCACAGGAUGGUACAACUCGCUGCAUUUGCGAAAAUAGCUACACAGGAGCCAACUGCGAACUACCUAUUGACCCAUGUACUUCUAACCCGUGUCAAAAUGGCGGCACGUGCAUGAACGACAAGGGUAAAGCGGUGUGCCGGUGCAAGGGCAAGUGGACAGGGGUAACUUGUAGAGAGUGUAGUUGCCCUAAGGGCAACAAGGCGGCCGUGCCUCCUGAGAUGGGCCAGGUCUGUGAUGCCGAGGGCGAGUGUAGAUGUGACGGAUCAAUGACUAAGACAGAAACAGGCUGCAAGGAGGGUCGCACUUCUACCCCAUGUUCGUCCAGCCCGUGUAAGAAUGGCGGCACAUGUACUGACACAGGCCCAACGACCUACGCGUGCUCGUGCCCGCUCGGAUUUACUGGAACUAACUGCGAAAAGCCGGUCUGUACCCCAGACUAUUGCAAAAAUAACGGGAUAUGUCAGCCACGUGUGGACGGUCCUUCAUGCUUGUGUCAGCCUGGAUUCUCGGGACCGAGAUGCGAAAAUAAGAGCCCUACGAAGGUUAAAGAUCCAUGUCACCCAAAUCCAUGUUUAAACGGUGGCUCAUGUAAACCGGUCAGCGGUAGCUAUGAUUGUCACUGUGACGCGCGGUAUACCGGAGCGCAUUGUGAGAUUGACAAAUGCGCCAAGUGUCACGUACAGGCUGUUUGUAUACACGGUCACUGCAAAUGCCGAGCAGGCUACAUAGGGACUGGGUACGAGUGUAUGAAAGCUCAUACGACCAGGGUGUGCCCGACCACGUGUCCCAUAUACUCCACGUGUUCACCGCAUGGCUCAUGUCAGUGUAUCCCUGGUUACACCAUGACUGGAAACUACUGCUCGCGUGUGACGGCAUACGGCAUUGUAGACGGAGGAAACGAGGAAUCCGAAGAGGAAGAAGAGGAGGGCUUCCGCCCGACACCCCACACGACACACCCAACACCCCCCGCACCGACAACCAUCACUGACAGCCCUACCGACCCACCGACGAACCCUCCUACAACCUCAGUACCUACACCCGCGACAGACCCACCAACACCCCCUCUUCCCAUCACGACGGCACCUGCGGCCACACCCACACCACCUGUUCCCACGGGAGCCCCGGCACCUAUCCCCACGGGAGCCCCGGCACCUAUUCCUUCAGGGGCCCCGGCACCAAUUCCUUCAGGUUCCCCGGCACCCAUUCCUUCAGGUUCCCCGGCACCAAUUCCUUCAGGGGCCCCAGCACCUAUUCCUUCAGGGGCCCCAGCACCUAUUCCUUCAGGGGCCCCGGCACCAAUUCCUUCGGGGGCUCCGGCACCUAUUCCCUCAGGGGCCCCAUCGCCUGUUUCCGCGUACAAUGACGAAGUCCAGUAUGACCGGGCCCGAGCAUCAUAUUCCCCGGUAUCAAAUUACCCGGUGCCUUAUUCACCGCUAACCGGACCCUCCAUGUUUAGGUUAUCGGAAUCAAAUUCGCCAGCAGCAUACUCCCCACUGGCUAAUUCCCCGGUACCGGCGCCUAGUCCAUAUUACUCUCCUAUUUACUAUUACUAUCACCCAUACCCGGCAUCUUUCCCAGCUAGUUCCAACAGUUAUUACGGGUACACUAAUCCCUUCGCCAGGCGGCUCCCGGAAGACCACCGGUACCCGUCUUUUUACAACCGGGUGAUGGGUAGAAGCAGAGAAAGAAGUUCUUAGGAUACAUGUCCGUGCACGUUUUGCACGUCCGCACAAACAACGACCAAAGAAAGUAGCAUUGGCUCGAAUGGACGGAUGAAACAGCUUUGCUUUAAUAGUUGCACACCAUAAUUCGUAAUGCUGGCUAAUGUUAUACAUGGAGAUGUUGUUUGUAUACCCUCAGUGACAGUGCCGUUGCGUCCAAAAAUUAUAUUGAUGUUGGCCCGUUUGCACAAGGAUUUAGAAGACAAAAUCAUAUGAAUGCCAGGUCGCCUUUAGGCAAAGCAAACGGAACUAUAGAAACUCUAAGUCAUGUUAAAGAUUAACAGCAUCAUUGUACAGUUUAAAAGCUUCUAAAGCUAUAUAUAAACGUUCCCGUUCUUCCUUUAGGUUUUUAACGGCAUAAGGUAACGCAUAAUACGAUAAAUGUACAAUAAGUGUAAAGUGUAUAUGCCCAUAUCUUUCUCACAAAAAUUGUUUUUGUGACUUGGCCAUGUUGGUUAAGCAGUUCGAUUUUAUUAAAGGUUAAAUAUUUAGUGACCAAA